UCUUCCUCUACCGUCCUCCUUAACUAUUAUUCUCUCCAGAGUCCAGAACUGUCAGUAUCAUCGACCCUGCUUUAUACUCACCCUCUCCUUUCACUUGGGCGCAGGCGCUUUGUUUUUGUUUUUUCCCUGCUAGAAGAGGAAACCCCAUGAAUUUGCUGCAGAGGGAGGAGUUUAUGCAACUCUGCGUCUCUCGACGAUCGCUACUGUAAAACAGAAAUGAAGGACCGCCGGAAACGAGAGGUGGUGCCAUGGAGCACGUCCUUCUGGUGCGCUCUCUUCAUGGUUUUGUCCUGCGUGCUCUUCACAGGCCUCACCUUCUCUACUUUUCGUCGCUUCGGAGAGUCGUUCCAUCCAGUUCUGAUUUCCGCCUGGCAGAAUCCGGCCAUGGAAGCCAUCUCCGGAGACUCUUCCCUCCCUCCCGCUAUCGAGAUUAAAGAAACGGUCUUCUUCCCAGAUCAAAUCCUAAUUUUCCUAAAGUACCCUCCAUCUUCGGCUUCCUUAUUAACUAAAGAGGACCUUGACUGUGUUUACACCCCGCCAAAUUCCUCUCAUCCCCUCCGGAAGCUUCCGCCGCUCCGGUUAGACCGCCAGCGUCCCGAUUACGAAAUCGUACGGUGCCCCUUUGAACAGCGUGGCUUUACCGUUUCUCUUGCCUUAAAAUCCAACGGUGGCCAUCUUCCUGCAGGUUCCGUCCACCGCUGGGAUUCCCUGGUAUACGAAGCGUUGCUCGAUCGAGACAACACCACCAUCGUCUUCGUUAAAGGUUUAAACUUGCGGCCCAAUAGGCUCUCCGAUCCCUCGAGAUUCGAGUGCGUGUACGAUGGGGAUUUCAACAGUACGAAGCACCUAUUGAGGUCGGACGUUAUAUCCGUUGCUCAGGAAAUCGUACGGUGUAAGACCCCUCUCAUUGUAAUGAACGGCCCACAUAACCCUAAUAACUCUAUGAAGGUCUCCAUUCGGGUCAAAGGCGGGCGCAUCUUAAACUCGGUGGCCCAUCCGGAAGCGGUCGAACCGGAUGCAGGAAAGUAUGAGAUGUGUGUGUGCACCAUGUUGCGCAACCAAGCGAGAUUCCUGCAAGAGUGGGUCAUGUACCAUGGCCGGAUCGGCGUUCAACGUUGGUUCAUUUACGACAACAACAGCGAUGAUGACAUCCACAGGAUGAUCGAGAUGUUGAAAGGCUCCGGUUACAACAUGACCCGGCAUGCAUGGCCGUGGAUCAAGACCCAGGAAGCGGGUUUUUCGCAUUGUGCAAUGCGGGCACGGGAGUCGUGCAAGUGGGUCGGGUUCAUUGACGUGGACGAGUUCUUAUACAUGCCGUCCGGCCUGUAUUUGCACGAUGUUGUGAGGAACCAAUCCGGGUCUUACUACUCGGACCAUGGCCAGGUUGGGGAGAUACGGAUCUCAUGUCAUAGCUUCGGUCCAUCGGGGCUGAAACGUGUUCCUGAGAAAGGGGUUACCGUCGGGUAUACGUGUCGGAUGGGUACCCCGGAGCGGCACAAGAGUAUAGUGAGGCCGGAAGCGUUGAAUUCAACGCUGAUAAAUGUGGUGCACCAUUUUCAUCUGAGGGAAGGGUUCAAGUACGUGGACGUGGAGAGAGGAGUGAUGGUGAUUAAUCACUACAAGUAUCAAGUGUGGGAGGUGUUCAAGGAGAAGUUCUAUAGGAGGGUUGCCACCUACGUAGCUGAUUGGCGUGUCAAGGAGAAUGUGGGGUCCAAAGAUCGGACACCGGGUUUGGGUACAAAGGCGGUUGAGCCCCGGGAUUGGUCGAAUCGAUUUUGUCAGGUGAUGGACACUGGGCUGAGGGAUUGGGUGUUACGGGUCAUGGCCGACCCUCACACUGGCAUUCUCCCCUGGCAGGAACAAAAUGAUAGAUCGUUGAUUGAAGAAAGUAAAGACGGCAGACAAUACCCAAUUCAAAAAUAUCGACCGUUGCUGAGAAAUUUCACCCUUCCGGUCUUCCCUCUGUCCGACUUCCGACCCAUACUCUGCUUCUACCUUGCACAAGUUAAGAAGAAACAAAGAAUGACUACGGAAGACAAUGAGAGCCCGCCAAACGCAGAAGUCCCAACAAAAGAACUCGUAGAUGUCGAAAACUUGGGAAACCUAGAAAGCAUCAUGAGUCCCAGAUUCCGAACCGUGGCGGCGAUGGCCGGUUGGGACGAAGAAGCACUUCUAUUGGCCACUCUAAUUGUCGAAGACACGCCAGACAGAGAAUCCAAAGAGAAGAAACGCGCCCAUUUGCAGUUUAAGUCUCCACAAACCAGUUCGAGAAGAAAACGCAGAGCUCAGAGACGAAAUCCUGCUUCAAUUCCUAUUGUUGUUCUUAACCUUGAUGAUGAGGAGACUACAGGAGAAGAAGAUGCAGCGAAGAAGAUGGAGUCAAAAGUUAAAGUGAUCGAAGAGAAAAAGAGAGAAGAAGACGGAGUUGCUUUGCCUGAAAAGGCAUCUGAUGCUUCUUCUUCGCGUUCAUCUCUCCCUUGCAUGGAUAGACUGAGGGAAGAGCUAUCUUGUGCGAUCUGUCUUGAGAUUUGCUUCGAACCCAGUACCACUCCUUGUGGUCACAGCUUUUGCAAGAAAUGUCUAAGAUCUGCAGCUGAUAAAUGUGGAAAGCGAUGCCCAAAAUGCAGGCAAUUAAUUGGAAAUGGGCGAUCCUGCACAGUGAACACGGUUCUUUGGAACACCAUACAACUUCUGUUUCCAGCAGAAGUUGAAGCAAGAAAAGCAACAGGGGCCCUAAACAGCCGUGAAGCUGCGCGCCGGAGCCCUGGAAAGGGUAACACACGGAAUCGAAUUAUCCCACUUUCUAGCAGAAUGAGCAGAGAAAUUAGUGCGUCGAGAAGAGAAGUGCCUAGUCCGGAGGAAGAGGUGGAUGCUGCAUUGGCUUUCACUGCGAGAAGAAGAAGAGGAGUAACUGGUCAAGAACUGGAUGAUGUAUUGGAUAUUAGUGUGAGAGGACGAAGAAGAGUUCCUGGUCGAGUGGAUGAUGGUUCUGCAUUGGCUUUUACUAGGGAGGGAAGCCCUAAUCAUGAGGAGGAUGCUGCAUUGGCUUUUAGGUUUCAGAGGGAAGAAUUCAUGGAGGCGUUUAGGGGAACCACCUAUCACCAUCAUAUGCAACCAAGAAGCUCUCUUUCCUCAGCCAGAGCAAACUUGAGAGCCAUGGCAUCCAGAGCCAUGAAACUUCGCAUCAGAGGCCGGUCGACUUAGUCUCUUUAUCUCUAAUCUUUCAUCUUCUGAGGGUUUCCUUAGAAAAGCAUGGUUGCUUCGUUUGUUCUACAUGCUGAAGACAAUUUUGAAAUAAUACCUUGAAAAUAGCAGCUUGUUUUCUCUGCUCCAAAAAAUUCUCCAGUGAAAACCUUGUUAUUGGUGUUGUUUACUAGUUGUCAUUUACUUAUUAUUGUA
Nelumbo nucifera (sacred lotus) is the source of this 3399-nucleotide messenger RNA. Its product is annotated as glycosyltransferase family 92 protein RCOM_0530710. Gene Ontology annotation, cellular component: cytoplasm. The record is from RefSeq and is a predicted model, not a curated record. NCBI's taxonomy places the organism in Eukaryota, Viridiplantae, Streptophyta, Magnoliopsida, Proteales, Nelumbonaceae. Gene Ontology annotation, molecular function: metal ion binding; glycosyltransferase activity.